Molecule: messenger RNA, 1743 nt
Organism: Dacryopinax primogenitus
Lineage: Eukaryota; Fungi; Basidiomycota; Dacrymycetes; Dacrymycetales; Dacrymycetaceae
Product: general amidase
Exons: 5
Coding region: 1-1743 (580 amino acids)
Source: RefSeq, a predicted model, not a curated record
AUGGGUGACACUGCGACUGCUGUCCCGACGAAGGAAGACUGGAAGACGGUUGCUGCACGGAAGAAGGCUGCUCAGCUAGCUGCACUACCUAAGGAGUGGAUUAUCGACCCACCAGAGCUGUCGCGAAGGAACGUUACGAAUGUGCCUGCUGAGUGUGGGCUGCUUACCCCCCGCGAACUGGAGAUCACCGACACGAAAGAUGUCGCACUCCUCCUGGAGAAGUUGGCAAAGGGCGAGUAUACCGCUGUGGAGGUGACCACUGCAUUCUACAAACGUGCUGUUAUUGCGCACCAGAUGACCAACUGCCUCACCGAGAUCUACAUUGAGAAAGCGGUUGCCUGGGCUACUUCCCUCGACAAAGCACUUGCCGAAACCGGCAAGCCUGUCGGACUUCUACAUGGUCUUCCCAUAUCGCUCAAAGACCAGAUCAGCAUUGCCGGUCUCGACACCGUAAUGGGCUACGUCGCGUGGAUCGACAAGCCCGCGGAGAAGAACUCCGUGCUUGUCGAUAUCCUCCUCGAGCAGGGUGCAGUCCCGUUCGUGCGGACCAACGUGCCUCAGACACUUAUGUGGGGCGAGACGUUUAACGUCGUCUUUGGGAGGACGGUGAAUCCGCAUAACCGGACGUUGACGCCCGGCGGGAGCAGUGGUGGGGAAGGCGCUUUGCUAGGCAUGGGUGGGAGCCCACUGGGUGUCGGCUCGGAUAUCGGUGGCAGUAUCCGUAACCCUUCGAGCGUGAACGGCCUUUACGGCCUUCGCCCCUCCUACGACCGCAUCCCCUACGAAGGCAGCGUGACCUCCGGUCAAGGGCAGGAAGGGAUCGUCUCCGUCCUCGGACCUAUGACACGACACGUAUCCGGCCUGAAGAUAUUUACUAAAGCCGUGCUCGACGCCAAGCCCUGGACGCGAGACCCGUACUGCAUUCGCAAGCCCUGGGACGCGGAAUCGUACGCUCUUGCGGAGCAUGGGGAGGGGAAGAAGAUGUGCUUCGCUAUCCUGUGGCAUGAUGGGAUCGUCCGUCCUCUACCACCGAUCCGGCGCGCCCUGGAAAAGACGAAAGCGGCGCUCGAGGCUGCUGGACAUACAAUUAUUGACUGGGAACCCCCAGUUCCGCACGGGGAGAUGCGCCCUAUAGCCACCUCAAUUUUCGGGGCCGCAGCUGGGGAGGACGUGAUUGAGACCGUGAAGUCUUCUGGGGAACCGGCACUGAGCACUAUGGACCCUCUGCGGCCUCCCCCGGAUCGGGUAGAUGUGCCCGAGGGAGGGAAGCUCGUAUGGAAGAGAGAUGGCAGGCCGGAUCCUGUGCCGCUCAGCAGUUACGAGUUCUUCAACGUGUGCUGGAACAAGAGGGCGAUGCAGAAGAAGUAUCUUGAUGGGUGGAUGGCCACGAAGGAUAGGACAGGCACGGGCAGGCCAGUGGACGCUCUGAUCACUCCUGCUGGUCCGUAUCCCGCACCGACGCACGGGAACCAUAUACAUGCGUUCUUUACGACCUGGUGCAACAUCCUCGAUUAUCCGGCUGCUAUAUUCCCUGUGACGAAAGUCGACCAGGAGCUCGACCAGUCCCUGCAGCGCACGGAGUUCUUGGGGCCGGAGGACGAGAAGGUGCACGGUCUUUAUACCUCGCCCGACGUCUUUGCUGAUGCGCCGAUCAGUUUGCAGCUGGUUGGCCAAAGGUGGGAGGAGGAAGCCGUCAUCGGUAUGACUGAGGUUGUAGAUGCGGCGUUGGCUGCAUAUCAGUAG